CUUAGCAAGUUAGCAUGUAAUCCCAAAUCCAAAAUCAGAUGGGUGGCUAACGAUAUCCCAUACGCCACUGUAGCGAUCAUCGUCCCGCGUGGUUCCUCGAUACUUCAAGCUGAGCUCGUCCCGCUUAUGGUGGGCUUACCUUCUCCCUGUCCGCUCUCAGUUCUUAAUGGCUCUGGCGGCCCUAUGCUCCCCUUGCUUAACAAGCAUCGGGAACGCAAGAUCUCCUGCCAAUUCCUUUCGGAGUUAUCCACCCUUUUCUCUCUUUGUUCCUCUCCGCCAUCGCCGACUCGCAGUCCACUCUAAAAAAACCCAAAGCCUCAAGGCUUCAUCUUCUUCCUCCAUCUCCAGUGCGAGUCCUGGAACCAAGGAUGACGGCUUUAAGCUUACCUAUCUAGAGGGAAACAGCUGGUUAUGGAGCGUGGAUGGGGUGAACGUUUUGGUGGAUCCCAUCUUGGUUGGUAAUCUGGAUUUUGGC
Phalaenopsis equestris is the source of this 475-nucleotide messenger RNA. RefSeq lists its product as uncharacterized. Lineage: Eukaryota; Viridiplantae; Streptophyta; Magnoliopsida; Asparagales; Orchidaceae. The transcript has 2 exons. The record is from RefSeq and is a predicted model, not a curated record. The annotation marks the transcript as partial.